AUGAGACGAUUAAAAAUUGGGAUUCGACCGCAGCUUAUAGUAUUAGUUUGUUUUGCUUCAUUAUUUUCAUUAUUAAUUUUAGGAAUUGUUACAGGAUUAUAUUUUAGUGAUAAUUUAACUGAUUUAAGAUCAGAAAGAUUAUUUGUUAUAUCACAAUUAAAAACAACUCAAGUCCAACAAGCUGUUGCAUUUGUUGCUUAUCAAGUAAUGACAUUAGCAUCUAUUGAUGCAUUAACAACUCCAUUAUCACAAUAUAGAGCAGGAAAUAAUUCAAGAGAUGUAUUUGCAAAUGCUCAAGAAACUUUAGAGCAAUUUAUGCAAUCUACUGAAACUUUUGCUUUUGCAAGAUUAUAUAAUUUAGAUUUACAAGUUAUGGCAAGUUCAAUAAACAAUGCAACUAUAGUAUCACCAACAACAAGAGAUGCUUUAUUUCCUUUACAUCAAAAUCAAACAAUUCCAAAUCAAAUUUUAAAUGAUCAAACUGCUUAUUAUUUUACUGGACCAUUAACAAAUGAUUCGAAAGAUAUUAAUAGUCCAUACUUUAUGGGAGUUACUUUACCUGUUUAUGCAAAUACUUCAAUAAUAAUAGAUACUCCAUAUAUAGCAGGAUAUUUAUCAAUUAUAGCCAGUGCUGCAACUGUACAUGAUGCUUUAAACGCAACAAGUGAAGAUUAUUCAGUAAUUGCAGUGAAACCAAUCUAUGGUAGUUUAACUAAUGGUAUUGAUAAUUUAAAUGAUGAUGGUGCAAGAUCUGGCUCAGCCAUUGGAUUUCAAACUGUUUUUCCAGUUGAAAAUUCAUUAUUGGAACCUGGAGAAAUUUAUAAUAUUAACUCAUCAACAUCUAUAAGAACUGCUAUUAAUUCACCAUAUGGAGUUUCAACAGAUGUAAAGUCAUAUUCAGGCCAAAGUGUAGCCAUUGGGUUUACUCAGAUUAUAUUAAAUAAUUUAUUAUGGGUUAUAAUUGUUGUCCAACAAAAAUCAGUAUUUAAUGCACCAGUUGAACGUUUGAAACGUAUUAUUAUUGGUGUCGUUAUUGGAAUUGGGGCUUUUAUGGUUUUAAUUACUUUACCAUUUGCAGUUUGGUUUAUACGACCAAUUACAAAAUUAAAAGAAUCAGCAGAAGACAUAACAAGAUAUAAAAAGGAAAAAAGUGAAAUUAUUGAAAAACCAGAUAAUACAAGAGGUAGUGUUACAUCAACAACAUCUGGAGCAUCACAAUAUUCAGCAGGUAUACGACUACCUAAGAGAAUUAAACCAUCCAAAAAGUUUUUUAAAGAUGAAUUAACAGAAUUAUCUGAAGCUUUUAAUAUUAUGACUGAUGAAUUAGAUAAACAAUAUACACAUUUAGAAGAUAGAGUUAAACUAAGAACCAAAGAAUUAGAAGCUUCUAAAAUAGAGGCAGAAACAGCAAAUGAAGCUAAAACUGUAUUUAUAGCAAAUAUAUCACAUGAAUUACGUACACCAUUAAAUGGUAUAUUAGGUAUGACUUCAAUUGCAAUGGAAGAAAAUGAUGCAGAAAAAAUCCAAGAUUCAUUAAAAUUAAUACAUAGAUCAGGAGAAUUGCUACUACAUAUUUUAACAGAAUUACUUACUUACUCCAAAAAUACAUUAAACAGAUCAAAACUAGAAAAAUCAAAUUUUCAAAUAUUGGAAAUUGUAUAUCAAAUAAAUUCAAUUUUUAAUAAGUUAGCCCUCGAUCAAAGGGUGAACUUUAAAUUACUGGUGAAACCAAAUAUCUUCAGAAAGUUAAUACUAUAUGGAGACUCAAAUAGAAUUAUUCAAAUAAUUAUGAAUUUAGUUUCAAAUUCUUUAAAAUUUACACCUGUUGAUGGAUCAGUUGAUGUUGUUUUUAAAUUGCUAGGAGAAUAUGAUUUUGAAAAAUCACAAGCAAACAAUUUUGAAAAAGUGUAUUUGAUGGAAUCACGUCCUAGUCCAGCACAACAUAACACAGAUGCUACUUUGGUUGUUGAUCCGUUAAUAACUGAAGAUGAUACGCAAGAAACUACACCAACCACAGACAAAUCUCCAAUAAAUGAAAAAGCAACACCAGACGAUUGUAUAAGUGAUUCAUCCGAUGCUUUAAGUAUCACCACUUUAUCUACAACUCAAUACGAAAAGGCUUUAUUUGAUCAACAAUUCCAAAACAAGUCACUACCACCAUCACCAAGAGCUUCAUUAGAUAAUUCUUCAGGGACUAAAAAUUCAUCAGAUGAACACGAAAUCGAUGAGGAAGUUAAUCAAAAAAUUGCAGUAAGUUUAAAUCCAACCAGCGAUGAAAAAGAUCUCUAUGUUAUGCCUGAAGCAAAAGAUUUUAAGUCAUAUCCAACAUUACAUAAAAAGGAAAAAUUUGAAGGUGAUAAAUCUUUUAAAAUUCGUAAUAUAUAUAAAUCCAAAACAUGGGUUGUUCAAUUUGAAGUUAAAGAUACAGGUUCGGGUAUUGAACCAGCAUUACAAGAAAAAGUUUUUGAACCAUUUGUACAAGGUGAUCAAACAUUAAGUAGAUCAUAUGGUGGUACAGGUUUAGGAUUAAGUAUAUGUAGACAACUAGCAAGAAUGAUGCAUGGUACUUUAUCAUUGAAAUCAACAAUUGGACAAGGAUCAAUUUUUACAUUAACUUUACCAUUACCACAAACUGGGGAAAUUAUGAUAUCACCAGAGGAUUUAAAAGAAUUUUGUAAUGAUGAAUUUAAUCCAAAUUCCAAAAUCAAUAGAAAAGUUGCAUUUGAAGAUGAUCCGAAAGAUGUUGAUGAUAUGGUGAACGAUGAGGGAACUCCAAUACAAACUCCAACAGGUAUAAAACCAAGUCCAUCAAAACCAAUGUUAUUUGCAAAAGGUUCAACAGGAACUGCUCAAUCAACCACAACAACAACAACAACAACAACAACAACAACAACAACCAAUAAAGAAAGUCUCAGUAAUAGUAGUGGAAGUGGAAGUACAAAUUCAAAUUCAAAUAGUCAUAAUUCCUUAUCAAAAUUACCAAAUUUACAAACAAACAUCCCCGCAAUCACCACCUCCAAUACAAACAGUGGUACAACAACUCCAAAUGAAUUAUCUGGUUCAUCACCAUCAACUCCACAUAUCUUAACAUCAAUGUCAAAUUUAAAAAUUUUAGUAGCGGAAGAUAAUCAAGUAAAUCAAGAAGUUAUUAAAAGAAUGUUAAAAUUAGAAGGUUUCAUCAAUUUAACAAUGGUUGCAAAUGGAGCAGAAGCUGUUGAAAUAGUCAAAAAUUCAAUGGAAACGAAUGAACAAUUUGAUUUAAUUUUUAUGGAUGUUCAAAUGCCAAUAAUGGAUGGUAUAACCGCAGUUAAUAUUAUUAGAAAUAAUUUACAAUUUUCAAAAUUAAUUAUUGCAUUAACUGCAUUUGCUGAUGAUUCAAAUAUAAAAGAAUGUUAUAAUGCAGGUAUGAAUGGUUUUUUAGCUAAACCUAUUAAAAGAGCAAAUUUAAGAAAUAUAAUUGGUAAAAAUGCUCAUAUUUUAUUAAAAGAAUGUGUUACAACUCCUCAUUCAAACCAUUCACAAAAAAGUUCUUACUUCAGUUGA
This is a messenger RNA of Lodderomyces jiufengensis, 3543 nucleotides long. RefSeq names its product Sln1p (gene SLN1). Gene Ontology annotation, biological process: phosphorelay signal transduction system; protein autophosphorylation. The record is from RefSeq and is a predicted model, not a curated record. The transcript has a single exon. Gene Ontology annotation, cellular component: membrane. NCBI's taxonomy places the organism in Eukaryota, Fungi, Ascomycota, Pichiomycetes, Serinales, Debaryomycetaceae. Bases 1 to 3543 code for a protein of 1180 amino acids. Gene Ontology annotation, molecular function: phosphorelay sensor kinase activity; histidine phosphotransfer kinase activity.